Molecule: messenger RNA, 4020 nt
Organism: Olea europaea var. sylvestris
Lineage: Eukaryota; Viridiplantae; Streptophyta; Magnoliopsida; Lamiales; Oleaceae
Product: histidine kinase 1
Exons: 13
Coding region: 28-3702 (1224 amino acids)
Biological process (GO): phosphorelay signal transduction system; phosphorylation
Molecular function (GO): phosphorelay sensor kinase activity
Source: RefSeq, a predicted model, not a curated record
AAUCGACUGUCGUACAUUUGCAAUUCCAUGAGCAAAUUCUUUAUCUUUCAUCCCUUCCCACUUAAGUUUCUACUGCAAGAAGUACUAUUUAAGAAGAAUGACAUGGCUUAUUACUCUGCACCGUAUGCGAGUAUACCGAUGGGAAGAGUCUUCAGCAGAAUUUCUGAUUUCUUCAAUUUUGGGCGAAGAGACAAAUCAGUUGGCAACAAAAGAUCUACUAACCAAGGCGUGGAAAUGGAAGAGAUUCAGUACCCGAGUCCCCUUUGUCUUUCAUCAUCUUACUACAGUGUUUUCGUUGUUCGUCUUGCCAUUAUGGUUAUGCUGGCAAUUUUGAUAGGCUUAUUAACAUUACUGACAUGGCAUUUUACCAGAGUCUACACAACAAGAUCAUUAAAUACAUUAGCAUAUGAACUUCGUCAUGAACUUCUACAGCGACCCAUGUUACGAAUGUGGAACGUCCUAAAUACUACUUUAGAAGUAGCAACUUCUCAAGUCAAGCUUUCAGAGUAUGUUAUCAGGCGUUACAAGAAUCCUGUUAACCAAGCACAGCAAGCUGAGCAGCUUUAUGAAGCUAUGAGGGAUGUGACAUGGGCAUUGUUUGCAAGUCGAAGAGCUCUUAAUUCAAUAACAAUAAGCUAUAAAAAUGGCUUUGUCCAGGCUUUUCAUAGAAAUCACAAGAGUAAUAAUACAUACUACAUAUACUCUGAUCUAGCCAACUACUCAAUAAGUGGUGUAUAUGGUGUCAAUAUGCUUUCGUCUCAUCAAGGAUGGAAUGAUCAAUCUAUACACAAUAACAUGUCUGCAAUUUGGUAUCGAGAACCUCUGGAUCCUGUGAGUGGAGAGAAAAUUGGAAAACCAAAGAAAAUCCCGCCCGAUGAGUUAAUCAACAUUGCUGGAAUUUCACAAGUGCCUGAUGGUACAGCAUCAUGGCAUGUUGCAGUAAGCAAACACACAGAUUCACCAUUGCUUUCAGCAGCAUUGCCUGUUUGGGAUCCAUCUCAUAAAAGCAUAGUUGCUGUUGUUGGUGUGACUAACGCGCUUUAUAGUGUUGGACAGUUGAUGAAAGAACUUGUUGAAGUCCACAGUGGACACAUAUAUUUAACCUCUCAAGAGGGUUGGUUACUUGCUACUUCCACCAAUACUCCUUUAUCAAUGAAUUCAACAACAGGGCCCAAGCUCAUGAUGGCUGCUAAUUCUGCUGACAAUGUGAUACGAUCUGGAGCCGAGUGUUUGCAGAAGACAUAUGGCAGUAAAUUUCCAUCUAGCCAGGAAGUUCACAUAGAAAAUGCAAGGCUUGGCAAUCAACUGUAUUACAUUGAUUCCUUCUUCCUCAACUUAAGGAGACUUCCUAUGGUUGGCGUUAUUAUCAUCCCAAGGAAAUAUAUAAUGGGGAAAGUCGAUGAGAAAGCUUUUAAAACACUGAUGAUUUUGAUAGCAGCGUCUCUAUGUAUAAUAGUAGUUGGAUGUAUCUGUGUCUUCAUAUUGACAAAUGGAGUGUCAAAGGAAAUGAAAUUAAGGGCCGAACUGAUAAGCCACUUAGAUGCAAGAAGGAAGGCAGAGGCAUCUAGCAACUACAAAAGUCAGUUUUUAGCGAACAUGAGUCAUGAGCUGCGAACACCUAUGGCUGCAGUGAUUGGACUACUGGAUAUUCUUAUAGGCGACGAUUGUCUGACAAAUGAACAAUAUGCAAUGAUUACACAGAUUCGUAAAUGUUCUACUGCUUUGCUCCGGCUUCUCAACAAUAUUUUGGACCUCAGUAAGGUAGAAUCUGGAAAGGUCAUACUAGAAGAAACUGAGUUUGAUUUAGGUCGAGAACUUGAAGGGCUUAUUGAUAUGUUCUCUGUCCAGUGCAUUAACCAUAACGUUGAGACUGUGCUUGAUCUCUCUGAUGACAUGCCAAAAGUUGUCCGAGGAGAUUCUGGUAGAAUUGUUCAAAUUUUCGCAAACCUAAUAAACAAUUCUAUCAAAUUUACAACGUCGGGCUAUGUCAUUCUUCGGGGUUGGUGUGAGAAUCCAGACAUUGACAGUAAUACAAGGAUGUUAUCCACCAAUCAGAUGGAUUCCUGGUGGGCACAAAAGAUGAAACUGAAGAGGCAGGGAUGGCAUGGGAAGAGAACAUCCAAGAAAGAUAACAAAAUAAUUCUUUGGUUCGAAGUUGAUGACACUGGUUGCGGGAUUGAUCCAAGCAAAUGGGAAUCUGUAUUUGAAAGCUUCGAGCAAGCUGACCCUUCAACAACUCGGUUGCAUGGGGGCACUGGCCUUGGCCUGUGCAUAGUACGAACCUUGGUCAACAAGAUGAAUGGAGAAAUCAAAGUGGUAAGGAAGAGUGGACCAGGAACGCUGAUGCAACUGUAUCUGAUUCUUAGCACACCAGCAGAGAGCACAAAACAGCAGUACCUAUCGAAUCUUGAAGAAAAGAAUCUGACGGUGUUGCUUGCGCUUAAUGGCAGAAUGACCAGAAUGAUUAUGAGUCAAUGGUUGCAGAAAAAUGGGCUGAACACCUAUGAAGCAUCUGAUUGGAAUGAGUUGACUCAAAAUCUUCAGGAACUCUUCAAAGUACAAAGCCUAAAUUCACUUUCAAAACCUGAAGAGUCAAUCCUCCUAGAUAGUAUUGCCUCAGAUUUGAUCAUAAUUAUUGACAUUGGACUGCUUGACUUGAGCACUGAUGUAUGGAAGCAACAGCUCAACGUUCUACACGGAUACUUUGGCAGAGUGAAAUUCGCAUGGAUCUUAAACCACGAAAUCUCCAAUACCAUUAAGACAGAGCUCCGUAGCAGAGGGCAUCUGUUGAUGGUUAAUAGACCCAUAUACAAAGCAAAAAUGAUUCAGAUUUUAGAAGCUGUCACACAGGACAGAAGUUUUCCGCUGCAAAACAAUGUGAAUGGUUUACAAACUACAUUAGUGGAAAGACAACUCCAUGAAUGUCUUGAAAUCGAUUCUUUAUGCUCUACUUCUGCCAUAUCAGAUGAUUCCGACAAGUCUGAGAAAGCGAGUUCUAAUACUAUAAGUGCACUUCAUGGUGCAGAAAAGAGCAGUGAACAUUUCUCUGAGGCACUUUCCCUGCAACGCAUUAUACGUAGUAAUGGCUCUUCUUCUGACCUAACUCAGGUAAAUUUAGAAGGCAGUGCUUCUGACAUGGAUGGUCUAGGUCAAAGAAGAACUAAAGAACAGCAUUGGACUAGAUCUUGUCCUGAAGAUAAAGGUGGUGCAUGCUUACAUAAGGUAGUGAAUGUACAAAAAUCACUUGAGGGUCUAUUCAUACUUCUUGCAGAAGAUACUCCAGUACUCCAAAGAGUUGCAACCAUAAUGCUGGAAAAAAUGGGGGCUAAAGUUGUUGUUGUAGGAGAUGGAAUCCAGGCUGUUGAUUCUCUGCAGUACUCAACUCAUUCGAAUGAGUAUAGAAAGGAAUCCCUCUUGGAUAAUGGCUACUUGAGAACCACUCAAACAGAAACAUUGCCAUAUGACUUGGUUUUAAUGGAUUGUCAAAUGCCAAAGAUGGAUGGCUAUGAAGCAACAAGGGCUAUCAGAAAAUUAGAAUUGGGAACUGGUUUACAUAUCCCGAUUGUUGCACUAACCGCUCAUGCCAUGUCUUCGGACGAAGCAAAAUGCUUGGAAGUUGGUAUGGAUGCUUAUCUUACAAAGCCAAUUGACUGUAAACUCAUGGUUUCCACCAUCCUUUCCUUAACUGAGAGAAUAGUCUGAUCAUGAACCUUUGAACUGCUCCAGUUCUGGUGGUUAUAUAAUUAGGAAAAUAAGAAAAGGUAUUAAAAUGGAGAAAAAGAAAAAAUAACAAAAUAAAUAAGCUCAUGCUCAGUUUUGAUGUAUAUAAUAGAAUAGCGAUUUAGUUCUUGAAGUACUAGUAUCUAAUAUUUUUCUUCUACAUAUGUGUAUAUCAAGCAUGUUAUUUCAUAUUCUGAGUGUUUAGAGUUGUGUUUGUUUACGUGUCAGUAUAUUUGUAUAAUAUGUUUUGAACUGCAAAACUUACUAAUGAAAGUAAAUAUCUCUCUUCAUUUAUUAUAA